CCUGUCUGUCCAGCCCAAACUGUGAUUCACCUUCCCGCCUCAGGGAGGUAGAACUGGUCUGACAGGUGCAGCUUUUAAAAGACAGAGCUGAGCUCCUGAUUCAGUCAGUGGUAGAUCAGACAACUGUUGUAAACCAUGUUUCAUUUGCUGCUGCUGGCCGGUGUAAUUCUGGGAGGAUACAUCAUCCUCACACAGACUCUCUUCAAAAGAUCCAAAAAUAAAGGAAAUGCAGCGAUGGCCGGGAAGACAGUCAUCAUCACAGGAGGGAACACCGGCAUUGGUAAAGCCACAGCUCUGCACCUGGCCAGGAAGGGAGCAAGAGUGAUCCUGGCCUGCCGAAACCGGGACAAGGCGGAGGCAGCCAUCGCAGAUAUACGACAGAAAACAGGAAGUACUGAUGUGCUCUACAUGCCGUUGGACUUGGCCAGUCUGAAGUCCGUCCGUUGCUUCAGCGAAACUUUCCUGAAAUCUGAGUCCAGGCUGGAUCUGCUCAUUAACAAUGCUGGUCUGGUGGCUGACGGCCGGACAGAAGAUGGUUUUGGCAUCCAGUUUGGGGUGAACCACCUGGGUCACUUCCUGUUGACCUGCCUGCUGCUGGAGCGUCUGAAAGAGGCUGGGGGAGGACGAGUGGUCACUUUGUCCUCCAUGGCUCACCGCUGGGGACACAUCGACUUUGAGACUGUGACAGUGAAUAAAGACUUGGGCACGGGAAAAUACAGCUGGCAGUUCUUCCAGGCCUACUGUAACAGCAAACUGUGUAACGUGCUCUUCACCCAUGAGCUUGCCAAGAGGCUGAAAGGAACCAACGUCACCUGCUACAGUGUCCAUCCAGGGGUUGUUCGGACCGAGUUGUCACGUCACGUCAGCCUAUGGCAGAAGAUUUUCAUUGAGCCCAUUGCCCAGUUGCUAUUCUUGGAUCCAGAGACCGGAGCUCAGACAACACUGCACUGCUGUCUGCAGGAGGGAAUCGAACCUCUGAGCGGACGUUACUUCUCCUGCUGUGCCGUACAGGAAGUAUGCGCUCAGGCCCGAGAUGACACAGUGUCCCGAAAACUGUGGGAGGUCAGCAAGACGCUCUGUGGGCUCUCUUAAGGUGGAAUGACAACGAAGGACCUUUUCUCUACCUUAAAUGGAUUUUUAAGUCCAUGAGCGAUGAACCCUCCUUCUGUUAAAAACUGUUUAGUCUGGUGUUGAAGUGUGAUUAAUUGACCUUUAUGUCUUUACCAAUAUUGUAAUAAUAUUAGUAAGAAUAUCUAUUUUGUGAAUGUUUAGUUUUGUUAUGUGGCAUCUUUUAAUUACAGCAUCCCUCUUACAUUGUCACUCCUCACAUAUUAUUGAUCCAAAACACACAACUGGUGCUUUUGUAGAACCACGGUGACCUGUAAAUUGUCAUACAUAUGACAGCAGCCUAACUGAAUGUGGUGAAAAUUGAACUAUAUUGUUGAAACUGUACUCAAGACAUGUCAGGCUGUUCAUAAUCUGUUUUGUGAAUAGAAAGUUCAUUAAAGCAACAUUGCUUAAUGUUUCAUAAACUAAUGUCUGGUAAAUCCUGUUGAUGCUACACUGACUUGUAAUCAGGUGAAUGGUUUCUCUGUCAUUCGUUUGUCUGUUCUCACUUUGUUAACUCAGUUUGUUAGCCGCGCUGCUUGGACUGUGAGCUCAGCUCAACUCAUGCUAAAUCUAUCCCUCUAGUACCAUCACAGCACUUAUUGCUAGACUUAGUCACCCUGUACCAUCAUUGUUUCCCUUUUGUGUACGUUUUAAAUAAAAGUGUCUGCUAAAGGACUAAAUGUAAAUGUAGAAAAGGAGAA
This is a messenger RNA of Larimichthys crocea (large yellow croaker), 1811 nucleotides long. RefSeq names its product dehydrogenase/reductase SDR family member 13. The transcript is spliced from 6 exons. The record is from RefSeq and is a predicted model, not a curated record. NCBI's taxonomy places the organism in Eukaryota, Metazoa, Chordata, Actinopteri, Sciaenidae. The coding region runs from base 136 to 1092 and encodes 318 amino acids.